Molecule: messenger RNA, 1023 nt
Organism: Penicillium macrosclerotiorum
Lineage: Eukaryota; Fungi; Ascomycota; Eurotiomycetes; Eurotiales; Aspergillaceae
Product: glycoside hydrolase family 5 protein
Exons: 6
Coding region: 1-1023 (340 amino acids)
Biological process (GO): glucan catabolic process
Molecular function (GO): hydrolase activity, hydrolyzing O-glycosyl compounds
Source: RefSeq, a predicted model, not a curated record
AUGAGACUCAGUGAUCUUUUCUUUUUGGCUGCUGCGGCCGGCUCUGCAGUGGCUGCACCUGCCAAGAAGAUAUCAAAGAGAGCCUCUGCUUUUGAAUGGUUUGGUGCAAAUGAGUCUGGCGCCGAGUUCGGCAAUGCUAAUAUUCCGGGUGUUUAUCUCAUUCGAUCACCCUGGCAGGGAACCGAUUACAUCUUCCCCGAUACUAGCACGAUUCAAACCCUGAUUGACCAGGGUAUGAAUAUAUUCCGGGUCACGUUUCUGAUGGAGCGUCUUGUUCCGGAUAGCCUGUCGGGCUCAUUCGACAGCAACUACUUGAACAACCUGACAACAGUGGUUAACUAUAUCACUGGAGCCGGGGCGCAUGCUGUGAUCGAUCCCCACAACUUUGGCAGAUACAAUGGUGAAAUCAUCUCCAGCACUUCGGACUUCCAAACCUUUUGGGAGAAUGUCGCAGGACAGUUCAAGUCGAACGACUUGGUCAUCUUCGACACGAACAACGAAUAUCAUGACAUGGACCAGACCCUCGUCCUGGACCUGAACCAAGCCGCGAUCGACGGGAUCCGCGCCGGGGGGGCAACCUCGCAAUACAUUUUCGUCGAGGGCAACUCGUACUCAGGGGCGUGGACGUGGACAGACGUGAAUGACAACUUGAAGGAUCUGACAGACCCGCAAGACAAGAUCAUCUAUGAGAUGCAUCAGUAUCUGGACUCGGACGGAUCCGGGACCAGCGAGACAUGCGUGUCGACGACGAUAGGGGAGGAGCGCGUGACGAGCGCGACCCAGUGGCUCAAGGAUAAUGGAAAAGUGGGCAUCUUGGGGGAGUUUGCGGGCGGCGUCAAUGAUGAUUGCAAGACGGCCAUCACAGGGAUGCUGGACUAUCUGGCGGAUAACACCGAUGUGUGGAAGGGCGCAAUGUGGUGGGCGGCUGGGCCAUGGUGGGGCACGUAUAUCUUCAGCCUGGAGCCCCCAAGCGGGACGGCAUAUACGGGCAUGAUGUCCACGUUGGAGCCGUACUUUGCGUAA